AUGCCGGAGGCAGAGGCGGAGAAGGAUUGCUGCGAUGUCGACGAUGCCUCCGAUCGCUUGGUCUUCGUCGACCGGGAGGAUGGACCCGAGACGGGGGCUUCCGAGCCCGUGGCCCUGCCAGACGGCCGGGACUCUGCAGCUCUGGAGCGUGAAGCGUCAGUCGGGACUCCCCUAGAGUGGAACUGCACCGAAGCCGGCAGCUUCGAUACGAAUGUUAGGGGCUCCCCACACGAAGCCGUUGAGGCCUCCAAGCAAGCUGUGGAGCCUGAGGAGGUGCAAGGCCCAAGCGCCCUGGGGAGUUGGCUCCCUGACGGCUCGGCGUCGCUGUCGAAGUUCUCGAGUACUGCCGAGAUGCUCGCGAGCCAGGCGGCCGGGCUCUUCUCGAAGAGCGAGGGGCCCAAGGCAGCGCCGGAGCCUGCAAAUCUCGAGGAUGCUGGAAUGCCGGCUGCACCAGAUGCACCCCCAGAUCCCAGUUUGCCAAAGGACGGCGCUCCGUCUACGCAGCGCGGCGAGCGCUGGUUUCCGGACAGCUCCGGCGCCUCCUUGGCGAAGUUCACUCACGCUGCAGAGGCGCUCGCCACGCAAGCGGCCGGCCUCUUUUCCAAGAGCGACACGAGCGAAAAUGCUCUGUCUGGCACCAAGCCGGAUGUGGAGGCCUCCCCUGCAGCGCCGGACGAGCCACCAGUGCAACCUGCGGUAGCUACGGAUGACUCCAAAGACUGUCCUUCGCAGCCGAGCAGUUGGCUGCCAGACACAGGCGCAGCCCUGGCCAACAUCACGCAGGCCGCGGGCAGCCUCGCUUCUCACACGAAAGGGCUCUUCGCGAAGGAAGGAGCGAGGCCUGCUGAAGCGGGAGACUCGGAGGGACCCGAGGAGCUGAAAGCGGCCGGGCUCUUCUCGAAGAGCGAGGAGCCCAAGGCAGCGCCGGAGCCUGCAAAUCUCGAGGAUGCUGGAAUGCCGGCUGCACAAGAUGCACCCCCAGAUCCCAGUUUGCCAAAGGACGGCGCUCCGUCUACGCAGCGCGGCGAGCGCUGGUUUCCGGACAGCUCCGGCGCUUCCUUGGCGAAGUUCACUCACGCUGCAGAGGCGCUCGCCACGCAAGCGGCCGGCCUCUUUUCCAAGAGCGACACGAGCGAACAUGCUCUGUCUGGCACCAAGCCGGAUGUGGAGGCCUCCCCUGCAGCGCCGGACGAGCCACCAGUGCAAUGUGAAGCCGUACCCCCAGACAUUGCGGCCUCCCCAAGUGGCUCUGAUGGGUCCCCGGAGAUGGGGGGCUCGGAGCAGCUUCCCGAGACUUCCGAGACCCCAAGACAUGGCGAAGAGAGCGGGCAAGCAACGGCGCGGCAGGACUCGGCGGAUUCCAUGAAGCAGACCACCAGUUGGGUGCCGGAUGGUUCUGCUGCAUCACUGUCUCGGUGGACGGAUGCAGCUGGCACUGUGGCGACGCAGGACACCGCCACCCCGGUCGGCAGUUCCCUUUCGAAGAUCAAGACUGCUGCGGAAUCGCUUGCUUCUCAAGCAUCCGGCCUGUUCGUGCAGAGCAAGAACCAGGAGGAUGCCUCGGCUCCCAACGCGGGGCGGGGCCUGCCGGACGUCAGCGGCGCUUUAUCUCAGCUGGCCUCGCAGACGACGGAUCUUCUGUCUCCUCUGUCUCCAAGAUGGACACAGGCCGACAGUGGCGAUCCAGUCAAAACUGAGGUGGGUGCUGCCGAAGCCGAAGGACCUCCAACAUCUCCGGCGACCUCGCAGUCCGACGAGAUCCAGGCGGAGCUACAACGGCGCAGGUCGCGGCUUAACUUGGGCUUCACGGGGAGGUGCUGGCGCUGUGGUGCAGAAAUAGUGGCGGAGCUGGAUGCAGUCGAGGCCCACGAGGAGAGAUCUGCAGCCGACCCAUGCAACUCGGAAUGCGAGCAGCAGCUCCUCGAUGCCGCGGAGCUUCUUGCACCCCAGCCGCUGCCAGGUGACCUGAUUGGCAUGGAGUCAGGCCCAGCCACCCAUCCAGUCUUGUUUGGCAGCCCGCUGGCCUUCUCGGUGCAGGAUCUUCCAGGCCACCAGCAGCGGUCUGCGGUUCAAUGUAGGUGGGCCCUCGUGCGAAGAGCAGCAGACGUUCUGACCUCGGGAGGAGCUGAAGUCAUCCCAGAGCUCCUGGACUCGCAGAGGACGCACCAUGCAUUGCCCAGCGAAGGCGUGUCAGCCCUUGUGGACCUGAAGCAGUCUGUUCAGGCGACCUCCUCAUCCGUCGCGCGAAGAGCCUGUGAGGCGGCAGGAUAUGGAGGUGCGGCCCUGACGCCAGAGCUCGACCCGUUGCAGGCAUCUUCUUCAGUGCACAAGGCCUCUGUUGCAGCGAUGCGUCAGGUGCUUGACGAUCAGCUGGAGGAGAUGAACGGCAUUUUCAUCCUGCACGCGCAGAAAAUCAAGCGCAUGCUCGACUUGCAGGAACAGGCCGAGAAGAUGAGAGAUCUGGAGCUGCAGGAGCUGCGAAACGAGCUGGUGGCGGCCAAGGGGCCGAAGAAGGGCAACGGCCCCUCGCCGCUGGAGCACUGUAAGAAGCUCUUAGUGGAGCGUGACACUGCUUGCCGUUUGGCGGAGGCCGAAAAUUUUCAGCUUCGUGAGCAGCUUGCGGCCAUGCGUGCUCUUGGAAACCAGACGCUGAUCAUGAAGACCGGAAACCCCGGAACCAACGUUAGUACCAUUUCGGGACCUGUGGUCACUGGGGUCAGCAGCCCCAUGCCCAUUUCGGCAGCCCCCACCCCUCUAGCUGCCAAUGGUGUUUCCGUUGGUUCGGGAGGUUUUGCAGGUGCAGGCACCCUCCUGGGCCCGGCUCCAGUGCCUGCCACACCCAUGGUCGCAGCACCUCUCCAUGCACCAGAGGUGCUGAAUCGACUGGAGCGGGCGCAGACCGUGUUGGAGACGUGGGCCAGCGUCCACCACCCCCAGUUGGGCAUCCGAAAGCCAGUCGGGCAAAACGACGAGGACGAGACCUCCUCCGAUUCGGACGUUGAACUGCCCGGUGCCGUGAGGGGUGGGCGCCGCAAGUUCAGAGGUGACCUGAGGGUGAGCCAGCGGCAGCCAGAGCAGUCUGAGAAUGAGGAGGAGGAGGUGGUCGACCCCAAAGCCGAGUAUCUGAAAGAAAGCCAAAAGCAGAGAAAGAAGAAGAUGUUGAACAGCAAGCUAAGAGCUCUCGACAUGAAAACUCGAAUGCGAGAUGCAUUUGCCGAGCCUUCUUACAUUGCCACCGAGCACUAUCACACCAAAGGCUGCGCUCAAAAGCUGGCUCGUUCGCCAUAUUUUGAGCACACGACCAUGACCAUCAUCUUGCUCAACUCUGUUUGGAUAGGCAUCGAAUCAACCAUCAAUGAGAGCGCGUUGUUGAUCAACGCUGAUCCAGGCAUUAUUGUCGUUGAGAACAUGUUGUGCAUGGCCUUCAGCGUUGAAAUCAUUGUCCGCUUCUUUGCCUUCAAGUCCAAGCUCCGUGCGCUCCGCGACUUCUGGUUCAUCUACGACUUCUUCCUUGCCUUCUUCAUGGUUCUGGAGACUUGGGUAUUCUUCGUGAUCCUCUCUGCGACCGGCGGGGACUUGGUUUUGUUCGACUCCUCGAUCAUGCGGAUGUUGCGACUGCUCCGGCUGACCCGAGUUGCUCGGAUCGCACGGAUGCUCCGAUUUCUGCCAGAGGUCAUGAUCCUAGUCCGUGCCAUCGGAGCAGCGCUUCGAUCCGUGAUCCUCACUGUGAUCUUGGGACUCAUGAUCGUCUACAUCUUCGCGAUUGCUCUUUCACAGAUUGCAGUGGGCACAGAUGCAGGCACCAGCUACUACAGCACCCUUCCGGCAGCCAUGUUCAGCCUGAUCUUUCACGGUUGCUUCAACAAUGAUCUGGCUUCCAUGGCACGGCUAUCCUUUCAGGAUGACAUUAUCGUCGGGAGCCUCUUUGCAGUCUUCAUACUCAUCGCCCCGCUGACGAUCAUGAACCUGCUCCUGGGUGUGUUGGUUGAGGUCGUUCGAGUCGUGGCUACCGCAGAACAGGAGGGCCGUGUCGUUCGGAACUUAAAGGAGGAGCUCCACUGGGCCAAGCAAUCCCUUGGCACGGAGGGUGACACGAUCACUCAGGAGGAGUUCAUCCUCUUGCUCCAGAACGACCAGGCCAUCGGCGUGCUUCAG
Molecule: messenger RNA, 4155 nt
Organism: Symbiodinium necroappetens
Lineage: Eukaryota; Dinophyceae; Suessiales; Symbiodiniaceae
Source: the annotation of a GenBank genome assembly